Molecule: messenger RNA, 1858 nt
Organism: Alosa sapidissima (American shad)
Lineage: Eukaryota; Metazoa; Chordata; Actinopteri; Clupeiformes; Clupeidae
Gene: unc93a
Product: unc-93 homolog A
Exons: 8
Coding region: 87-1511 (474 amino acids)
Source: RefSeq, a predicted model, not a curated record
CCUGGCUCUGUCAUUACAGUAACUCACUGAAGCCGGGGAAAUCUUUUCAAUUUUACCCCAAACAGGAUUUGAGCCUGAAAACAAAAAUGAUUAGUCGGAACUUCAAAAAUGUCCUUGUUGUGUCCUUUGGAUUUUUAUCCCUCUUCACCGCGUAUGGAGGACUGCAAAGUUUACAGAGCAGCCUGAAUGCUGAGGAGGGCAUGGGAGUGAUUUCUCUGAGCGUGAUCUACGGCUCCAUCAUUGUGUCCUCCAUGUUCCUGCCUCACAUCCUCAUCAAAAACCUGGGCUGUAAAUGGACGAUUGUGGCCUCCAUGUGUUGCUAUAUCACCUACUCAAUCGGGAACUUCUACCCUGGCUGGGCUACUCUCAUCCCCACCUCGGCCAUCCUCGGUCUGGGAGGCUCUCCUUUGUGGUCGGCCAAAUGCACAUACCUGACCAUCAGUGGCAACCUGCAAGCUGACAAAGAGAACAAGAAGAAUGAGGACCUCAUCAACAUGUACUUUGGCAUCUUCUUCUUCAUAUUCCAGUCCUCUGCUGUGUGGGGUAACCUCAUGUCCUCCCUCAUUUUUGGCCAAGAUACUGAGAAAGCUGAUAUUCCAGAGGAGCAGCUCAAGUACUGUGGUGCAGCACUUUGUGAGGAAAAUUUUAUCCAGGGAGCAAAUGCAACCCGACCUGCACAACACCUCGUCAACACACUGCUUGGAUGCUACAUUGGUGUAGGGGUGUUGGCUGUGAUUCUGGUGGCUGUGCUCCUUGAUAACAUUGACAGGGACAGUGCAAGGGAAUUCAGAGGCAACAGGACACCAUUUUGCGGAACCUUCUUGGCCACAUUCAAGCUUCUGAGGGACAAGAGGCUGGUCAUGCUUAUACCCUUGACUAUGUACAGUGGCUUUGAGCAAAGCUUCCUGUCUGGUGAAUACACCAAGAACUAUGUAACCUGUGCACUGGGAAUACAUUUUGUUGGAUAUUCGAUGAUUUGCUUUGGUGCUGCAAAUUCACUGAGUUCUUUUGUGUUUGGGAGGCUAGCAAGAUAUACAGGAAGAAUUGCACUGUUUUGUUUGGCUGCUGCCAUAAAUCUCGGCUGCAUAAUCGCUCUCCUGCUCUGGAAGCCACAUCCAGACCAGCUCCCUGUGUUCUUUGUAUUUCCUGCUCUGUGGGGGGUGGCGGACGCCGUAUGGCAAACCCAAACGAAUGCACUAUACGGAGUUCUGUUCCCUGACCACAAGGAGGCAGCGUUUGCCAACUAUCGCAUGUGGGAGUCACUGGGCUUUGUCAUAGCUUUCGCAUACAGUACCUUCAUCUGCCUCUCAAUCAAGCUCUACAUUCUCCUGGCCAUGCUCAUACUCACCAUGAUCACCUACCUAAUGGUGGAGUACCACCACCAUAAGAAUCCAAUGUCAUCGAAAAGCUUCAACUUAGACAUCAAGACCACCCAGUCUGAAUCUGGAACCAGUGAGAAAGAGAAGGACGGUUUCAAAGAAGCUUACAUUGUGAAACAGACUGAGAUGUAAACAUGUUAAAAGAAAAUGCUGAAGGUGAUGGCAUGAGAUUAUGUCUAUUGCUUUUUACAAAAUACAGCCAAAAAACUAAAGCACAAUUAAUGUGGCUGACCCUUCCAUGGCCUUCUCAAUCAGAAAGACACAUGCAUUGGCCGCUAACGUUAAUUUUAAAUAUUCUGUUUAUCUUAAAAUGAUGUCUUCUGCAUUUGCAUGUCUAUUACAUCUCGUGACAUUUGAUGUUUAAGAUUUUUUGAAAAUGUAAGGUUUCAUUGCAAGAUAUUCUUUCUGUAUAUACUGCUCAAAAAAAUUAAGGGAACACUUCAAUCAUACACUGGAUCGGUACUCUGACACUGUUUGGU